Messenger RNA from Hordeum vulgare subsp. vulgare (domesticated barley), 4726 nucleotides. RefSeq names its product putative disease resistance protein RGA4. The record is from RefSeq and is a predicted model, not a curated record. Gene Ontology annotation, biological process: defense response to other organism. Lineage: Eukaryota; Viridiplantae; Streptophyta; Magnoliopsida; Poales; Poaceae. Gene Ontology annotation, molecular function: ADP binding. The coding region runs from base 286 to 4248 and encodes 1320 amino acids. The transcript has 3 exons.
GCUAUGGCCAGCGCACCCAACUCGUUUUAGCGCGCGCGCGGUUUUAACGCGCCCGCUGGAGCUGUCCGUCGCGUUGCGCGCGCUAUAUUUGCCUUUUUUGCAGCGCGGCGCUAGUAUAGCGCGGCUGUUGGAGAUGCUCUAAGUAAGGCCCCUUGUUUGCUCCAACAUAUACCGGGCAUUGUUUCCUGCCAUGCUCCUCACAAGCAAGCAAUCACAUUUUUUGCUCACACCAUUAUUGUCCUCUCCACCUUGUGCUUCUCUGCUGUGUUAUUACGCCGUGUUCCAAUGGCGACCUCGACGGUGAUCAAUGUCGUUGUCCAACCACUGGUCACGGUCGUGAUGGACAAGGCGUCCAACUACCUCCUCGACAAGUACAAGGUGAUGAAGGGCAUGGAGGAGCAGCGUGAGAUCCUCAAGCGCAGGCUGCCCGCCAUCCUCGACAUCAUCGCCGACGCCGAGCAGGUGGCAGCCCACAGGGAAGGGGCAGCAGCCUGGCUCCAGGCCAUCAAGAAGGUGACUUACCAGGCGAAUGAAGUCUUCGAUGAGUUCAAGUACGAGGCGCUUCGUCGCAAGGCCAAAAAGGAGGGACACUACAAGGAGCUUGGCUUCGGUGUGGUAAAACUCUUUCCAACCCACAACCGCUUCAUAUUCCGUAAUAGGAUGGGAAGAAAGCUCCGCAAGAUUGUGCGGUCCAUUGAUGUCCUUGUGACUGAGAUGAAUGCCUUUGGCUUUAAGUAUCAACAGCAAGUGCCGGUUUCGAAUCAGUUGCGGCAGACGGAUCAUGUUAUCUCCGAUCCAAAGAGAAUCACCAGCAGGUCGAGAGACAAAGAUAAGGAGAAACUUGUUGAUAUGCUAGUUGGUCAAGCUAACAAUGCAGAUCUCACAGUUGUUCCCAUCGUUGGAAUGGGGGGUCUGGGCAAGACCACGUUAGCACAACUAGUUUACAAUGAACCUGAAAUUCAGAAGCAUUUUGACUUGCUGGUAUGGGUAUGUGUCUCUGACUGCUUUGAUGUGGAUUCUCUGUCUCAAAGUAUAGUUGAAGCAGCUCCCAAGAAGAAGAAGGAUGAUAGAAAAGAAGAUUCUGGGAAGAAUAAUGACACUCCAAAAGCAGCUCACGGGACGAAUAAUGAUGAUACAGAAGCAGGUUCCGGGAAGGAGAAGGAUAGUACAAAAGCAGGUCCUCGGAGGAAGAAGGGUGAUACAGAAGCAGGUUCCGGGAGGAAGAAUAAUAGGACAAAAGCAGGUCCUUGGAAGAAUAAGGGUGGCACAGAAGCCGCAACUGCUUCAAAGAACAACCUUCAGAAAUUAGUGAGUGGGCAGAGAUACCUCCUUGUACUGGAUGAUGUUUGGGAACGACAGGUUGGUAUCUGGGAAAAGCUCAAGGCCUGCCUUCAACAUGGUGGCAGGGGUAGUGCGGUCUUGACAACAACUCGUGAUGAAGGAGUGGCUAAAAACAUGGGUACUAUUAAAGCUUAUAAUCUCACAGCUGUGGAGGAUGAAUUCAUAAAGGAAAUUAUCGAGACAAGUGCAUUCAGCCGUUUUCAGAAUGAAGAGGAAAGGCCUGCCGGGUUGGUGAAUAUGGUUGAUGAGCUUGUGAAGAGAUGUGUUGGCUCUCCUUUAGCUGCAACAGCACUGGGCUCUGUACUGCAUACCAAGUCCAGCGAGGUAGAAUGGAAUGCUGUAUUAAGCAGAAACAUCAUUUGCACCGAGGAGACUGGUAUCUUACCAAUACUCAAGCUCAGUUACAACGACUUGCCGUCUUAUAUGAAGCAGUGCUUUGCUUUUUGUGCCAUGUUUCCCAAAGGUUACGAGAUUGAUGUGGACAAGCUGAUCCGACUAUGGAUCGCACAUGGCUUUAUCAUCCAGGAAAAACAAGUUUGUCUUGAAACCAUUGGCAAACAGAUUUUUGAUGAGCUGGUCUCAAGGUCAUUCUUUCAGGAUGUGAAACAAGUCCAAGCCACAUCCAGUGAAAUUGAACAUGAUGGGGCAUGUUAUUCCAGAACUACAUGCAAAAUCCAUGAUCUUAUGCAUGAUGUUGCACUUUCUGUAAUGGAGAAGGAAUGUGCCUUGGCAACUGAGAAACCUGGCAAAAUUGACGCUGUUGCUACAGCUACGGGACCAAGUCAGAGUGAGUGGCUUCUAGACACCACUCAACAUUUAUUUUUGUCAUGCAAGGAACCAGAAAAAGAAUUGAAUAGCUCUCUGGAUAACAGCUCUCCAGCUAUCCGAACACUUCUGUGUGAUAGUCGUAUGGAAAAUUCAUCAUUGCAGCAUCUAUCAAAAUACAGCUCUUUGCAAGCAUUAAAGCUCUGUUUGCGGGGUUCAUUUCCGCUGAAACCAAAGCAUUUACAUCACCUGAGGUACCUAGAUCUCUCAAGAAGUAAAUAUAUCAAAUCACUUCCUGAAGAUAUGAGCAUUCUAUACAACCUGCAAACGCUGAACCUCUCUGGCUGCAUACGUCUUUGUGAACUUCCAAGACAAAUGAAGUAUAUGACUGCCCUCCGUCACCUUUACACUCAUGGUUGUCCAAUGCUGGAGAGCAUGCCUGGAGACCUCUCAAAACUGACAGCCCUACAGACACUUACAUGUUUUGUAGCAAGCAGUGACUCUAAUUGCAGCAAUGUUGGUCAGCUCGGUAGCUUGAACCUUGGUGGUCAAUUAGAGCUAUGUCAUCUGGAGAACGUGAAAGAAGAUGCUGCAGGAGAUGCAAACCUCGUGAAAAAGAAGGAACUAACAGAACUGACAUUAAAAUGGAGCGUUGGAUUGGAUAACAUUGUCGGUGAACGCAGCAGUCGGGAUGAUGCAAGACUGCUCGAGCAACUUAAACCUCAUGAUGGGUUGCACGCUAUAAGGAUACACGCCUAUGGAGCCACCACCUUUCCAACAUGGACAGCUAUGUUGCAAAACAUUGUUGUGGUCCAUCUUUCUGGUUGUAACAAACUGCAAUGGUUCCUUAGCGAUGACACUAAUACAUCCUUUGUAUUUGCAAAUCUGAAGGAGCUGACAUUGCAAGAGCUUGUCUGUUUUGAGAGAUGGUGGAAAAAAGAUAAUGGAACGCAAGAAGUGAUCAUGUUUCCUCGGCUUGAGAAGUUGUGUAUUAGUCAUUGUGAAAAGUUGACUGCAUUGCCAGGGCAACCGACCUUCCCUAACCUCCAGAACACUUGUAUUGAGAGAUGUCCAGAGUUGACAACUAGAUUUGAAUCACCAAAGCUCAGUGUAUUAAAGAUAGAAGGAUGUGAUGUACAUUUGUUCCAGUGGGUAGCCAGGCAUAUGACUUCAUUGACCAACCUGGAUCUGCAUAGCAUUCUGGACAGUAAAGAAACAACCUCGGUGGCCGCUGAGCAUGGUUUAAAGGAAGUAGUGGAUGGCAUGGACAAAUGGAGUGAUCAUGAUUUUCCUCUGACAGUUUUGGUGUUACAAAAUUUUCAGCUAGGUGUAACAGAGCUGUGUUCCUGUUUUGUACACCUGCAAGAUUUGUCAUUUUGUAGGUGUCAUGCACUCCUCCACUGGCCAGAAAAAGAGUUUGAAGGAUUGGUAUCCUUGAGGAAGCUUAAGAUUGACCAAUGCGAGAAUCUGACUGGAUAUGCACAAGAUUCUACCAAGCCAUCAACAUCAUUAGAAACAAGUCAGCUCCUUCCACGUCUAGACGUACUAGUGCUAUUGAAAUGUGAAAGUUUGGUUGAGGUCUUCAAUGUCCCUGCAUCUCUCACUGUAAUGGAAAUUAUGUGUUGCAAGAAGCUUGAGUCUAUAUCCGGCAGGAGGUUGCAGCAGGGACAGUCAGCAUCAUCGAUUCAUCAAGGGCCAUCUAGUAUAGCAGAGGUGUCAUCAUCAUCAUCAUCACCCGGAGAUUGCGCGGAGAACUUAGAAAAACUAAAAAUAGCUGAGUGUGAUAGCUUAAAAGGGGCCCUCCAUCUUCCCUCGCCCCUCAAGGUUCUAUACAUUGUUAACUGUGGUGGGUUGACAUAUCUGCAAUCUCGGUCGGGGGAGCUCUCAUCGUUGGAGCGCCUCAUACUUAGGAGUUGCAAUUCCCUGGCUUCCCUACCGGAUGGGCCGCAGGAAUACUCAUACCUCCAGCGUCUUACAGUUAAAUCCUGCCCUGGUAUAAAGACUUUCCCCGCAAGCCUGCAGAAACGGCUGCCCAACAUCCAGAAGAAAAACAUAGAUGCCCAUUAUUAUGAAGAAGCAUCAAGGCCUAUCCCAAUCCCGUUGAAACCGAAGACAUGGCCAUAUGCCAUCCGUAGAAAUUAGAGAAUCACGGGAAUAUCAGUACAGAAGUUGUCAUGCAGAAUCCAUCCAUCACAAGCAGAUGGGGAAGAGAGAUCACUUGGAGUGGAACUAUUGUCGCGCAAGACGCCCACUGGAACCGGAGACCAGUAAUCCAAAAGCGCUCCUAUAAUACUAUCGUCUUUCAUUCUGUUACCAGAAAUAGAUGUUCUUUGAAUAGUAAGUACUUGUAUCUUGCCACCCCUGUUUACCUACGUCAUGUCAGUGUAUUUGGUUUCCAAGAGGCACGGCGACACUCAGCCCUGGGCACUGUCAGUUUUUUGUGAAAAUUCUGUCGCAGUUUUCCAAUUUUAUUUAUGGACUUGUAUAUCAGUGCUAGACUGUAUGGAUGGAGUUAUCCCUGAUUGUGCAAAGAAACAUACGUGAUGAUCUUGAAAAUGUAGCUUGCUUGUGGACUAGCAACAGUAAAUGGUUGCUACGGCAAUGACGUGGACCACAGGAA